ACCUAAGAUCUUUAAAACCCUAAUUACGUUCUCUUUUCUGUUAGAUAUUCGAAGCUGCGUCUCAGUAGGCCAUUGUCCAUCUCUUCUACCCUUCAUCCUUGCAAAAUCACUGCAGUUCAAAAUGUCUCUGGUGGCAAAUGAGGACUUUCAGCAUAUUUUGCGUGUGCUUAACACUAAUGUUGAUGGGAAGCAGAAGAUUAUGUUUGCUUUGACCUCAAUCAAAGGUAUUGGAAGGCGAUUCGCUAACAUUGUUUGCAAGAAGGCCGAUGUUGACAUGAACAAGAGGGCUGGUGAAUUAACUGCUGCUGAGCUGGAUAAUCUUAUGGUCAUUGUUGCAAACCCACGCCAGUUCAAGAUCCCAGACUGGUUUUUGAAUCGGCAGAAGGAUUACAAGGAUGGGAAAUAUUCUCAAGUUGUCUCUAAUGCACUGGACAUGAAGCUGAGAGAUGAUUUGGAGCGAUUGAAGAAGAUCAGGAACCACCGAGGUCUGAGGCACUACUGGGGUCUUCGUGUCAGGGGACAACACACCAAGACCACUGGUCGUCGUGGAAAGACUGUUGGUGUCUCUAAGAAGCGGUGAAAAUCUAUUUACUGGGUUGAUUUAUUUUAUGGAUCGGCAGAAUUGGUUCCUUGCUACAAGUUUUGCACUAGUAAAGUUUAGAUGCGUUUUAGGUAGGUUGGAAGCGUUAUUAUCCGAUUAACUAUAGAAGUUGAGUUGCAUAAUCAAUUAGUAUAUGUUGUUUGGAAGUUUCAAUUUGCUUCUACUUUUGAUGUGAUUUUCUAUGUUUUUUUCUAUAUAAAAUCAUGUUUUUUCCCCUUUC
This is a messenger RNA of Manihot esculenta (cassava), 821 nucleotides long. RefSeq names its product 40S ribosomal protein S18. NCBI's taxonomy places the organism in Eukaryota, Viridiplantae, Streptophyta, Magnoliopsida, Malpighiales, Euphorbiaceae. Gene Ontology annotation, cellular component: small ribosomal subunit; ribosome; cytosol. Bases 122 to 580 code for a protein of 152 amino acids. Gene Ontology annotation, molecular function: structural constituent of ribosome; RNA binding. The transcript is spliced from 4 exons. Gene Ontology annotation, biological process: translation. The record is from RefSeq and is a predicted model, not a curated record.